AUGGUUGGAACUCUUGUGCUUACUCGUCACGGCCAGUCUGAAUGGAACAAGCUGAACCUUUUCACUGGCUGGAAGGACCCGGCCCUCACGGAGCAGGGCGAGGCCGAGGCGCUUAAGGGCGCCGAGGAGCUGAAGAAGUUCGGCUACACCCACUUUGACGAGGCAUUCACGUCGGCGCUGCAGCGGGCGCAAAAGACGCUUGCGAUCCAGCUGAAGACCAUCGGCCAGGAGAACCUCCCUGUGACCAAGGACCAGGCCCUGAACGAGCGUGACUACGGUGAGCUCACCGGCCUGAACAAGGACGACGCCCGCAAGAAGUGGGGCGAGGAGCAGGUGCACGUGUGGCGCCGCUCGUUCGAUGUGCCCCCGCCGGGCGGCGAGUCGCUCAAGCUCACAGCCGACCGUGUGCUGCCCUACUUUAACGAGCACAUCCUGCCGGCCGUCAAGGCAGGCAAGUCGAUCCUUGUCACGGCGCACGGUAACUCGCUCCGUGCUGUGAUCAUGGCGCUCGAGCACAUGAGCGGUGAGGAGAUCGUCAAGACGGAGCUCUCGACCGGUGUGCCGAUCGUGUACAAGAUCGACGAAAACGGUGAGGUCAAGGAGAAGAAGAUCCUUCAGUAG
Malassezia sympodialis ATCC 42132 is the source of this 621-nucleotide messenger RNA. It is a transcript of the gene GPM1, whose product is annotated as phosphoglycerate mutase GPM1. Gene Ontology annotation, biological process: glycolytic process. Gene Ontology annotation, molecular function: intramolecular phosphotransferase activity. The record is from RefSeq and is a predicted model, not a curated record. NCBI's taxonomy places the organism in Eukaryota, Fungi, Basidiomycota, Malasseziomycetes, Malasseziales, Malasseziaceae.